AUGGGGCCAGGUGAAUGCACCUAAAUGCUAUCUGUUUGACUAGCUAACCAUGUUCUAACAGGGUUUCAGAUUUCCCUAGUUGGGUACGUUUGACACCAGGUAAAGCAUGAACCAAACAGGGACGAUGCAGGAUAAAUGGGUCCAAACCGGCUGGAGAAGAGAGCAGAAGUACGCCAACAAAGUGCUGUUAGGCAACUGGGUAGAAGAAAGCCUUCAGUUCACUCGGGAGCCAAAGACAGCCAACAGCACCAAUCGUGUAGACUACGGGCCCCACUGGGACUUCAAGCCAGACGUCUUUGAGAGAAGAUCUGCCCUGCUGAGAGCUGAGGGGCUUCCAUCCAAGCUGCUAUUUGCCCACUAUGGCCCACCAUCCUCUCAUUACUUGGUCACGCAGUAUGAAGAGAGCUACGGGCGUAAGCACACCAAUGCUUUGCCCACUCUGCGACCCUGCCAUCCAGACAGCUUGACAUGGCAGUUUGACAGGUCUGACUGGCCAAUUUCUGCCCUUCCAACCAACUUUGGCCUGCUGCAGUCCACAAAGCACCGUUUGGAAAUGCAGCAGUCACAAAUCCCAUCACUGACUGUGUACAGGUCAGCAUACCAGAGGCACCCACUUAGUACCUUCUGCCAGAGCCGCUUUGCCAGGGCUUCACACAUGCUUUCCAGCCACCUCCAUGCAGCCAAUCACAACAACAAGGACCUGGAUCUGAGACGGCGCUCGCUACUACAAAUCCCAGAUCCUUGUGUCAGUCUACUUCCACAGUCACAACAGGUUUAGAGACAACACUGUGACUCUUGAAUUGCAUCACAUGCUGCUUGUUAAUUUAGAAGCUCUGCUUAAAGUGGUGCUGCUUUGUAGUUCUUCUUUUUUAUUAGUCAGCUGCAUGAAAAAAUCUAACGGAACAGACCAUUUGGGAAAUCAAAAGGAAUUUAAAAAAUUAAACAUGAUUCCCAUUAUGUUGCUGUGAGGACUACUGUAGGUUUGUUGUGUGGUGAGUAGUUUCAGUGUUUAUAUAUAUGAAUAUGUGUGUGUCUAUGAACAACAAGGAGAGAGGAGGGUGCUAUAAAUUAUGUCUGCCCUUCCAGAGGAUAAUUACAUGCAAAUUCUUCCUCUCUCCGUACAGUUAAUAUCUGAAACUCAGAAUGGGCUGUUAGUAUUACCCUAGAUACUCUGUGGAAAAAAGAAAAGAAAGAGAAAUAAACAACAUAAUAAAACAAGCGAUGCCAGAACGGACCUGGGCAUUGAGGCAGACCAGAAGCCAUGAGUCAUCCAAGGCAACAUCUGAAGGGACGGGUCCAACUCCCAUUCCAUUAGGUGUUUAGUUACAGGGAAUCAAAGUGUUUAAUUAGGAAGAAUCAAAGAUGCUUAUGUUUGAUGGUCAACCAUCUGCGUCUGCCUCCCUUUAUCCCGCUUGCCUGCUGCCUUGCAGUGCAGCUGAAGCCCUCUGUUUCACCCACUGUUAGCUAGUUAGUGACACUACUAUGCUGCUGAUGCCUGCGUGUCACAUGAUGCCUCAGUGUUGUGGGAAGUCUAGAGCUUAACAUGUCUCACCCAAUGCACUGUUGUGUUUGCCUUGUGAACCACAUGAUGGUGCUAUAGCAGCACGUCACUGUCUGAAACCUGUCAACGUGUCUUUGAAGUCCUCAGUGUUACAGUGAAAGACUUGAUUGUAAAUCAUCAAACAAUGAGGGAUUUAAUAUUUGUAUUAUUCUUAUACAUAUUUCCAUUGUUAAUGUAAUUGCUCAGCACUUAAUAAACCACAAGUGUUUA
Siniperca chuatsi (mandarin fish) is the source of this 1771-nucleotide messenger RNA. RefSeq names its product cilia and flagella associated protein 107 (gene cfap107). The record is from RefSeq and is a predicted model, not a curated record. The transcript has 4 exons. Bases 107 to 778 code for a protein of 223 amino acids. Lineage: Eukaryota; Metazoa; Chordata; Actinopteri; Centrarchiformes; Sinipercidae.